AACCCCAAUUGAUCAGCGCGUAACCUCACCUGGCCUCUCCCCAAGCAAACGCGGUCGUGGUACCGAAACGAGCUUCAAAUCUCCGGGUAUGCAAGGCAUCACAACUCCGAAUUAUGCAAACAUUGUUUUCAACGAUGAUGAUGGUUACGGCUAUGGAGAUGAGGAUGACACACAAUUUGAAAUGCUUCCGCCUCCACGGAAAACCUCACCGGCUUCAACGGAACCUCUCAAAGAAAUAACCAAGGUAAAAAUCAAAGUUUACGGAACUUCCGACACUCGCAUAAUUUUGGUACCAGCCGACAUAAUGUUCGCGGAACUCAUGAGACGGAUACAAGAAAAAUUUGCAUCGGAUAAACCUCUGAAACUUAAAUACAAGGAUGAUGAUGGUUCGCUUAUCAGUAUGACCGACCAAGAGGAUCUGGAAAUUGCUAUCGCAAUGAUACCAAGGACAACUAGUGAAAUAGGCAGACUUGAGCUAUGGGAGUAG
This is a messenger RNA of Acaulospora morrowiae, 487 nucleotides long. The record is from the annotation of a GenBank genome assembly. Lineage: Eukaryota; Fungi; Glomeromycota; Glomeromycetes; Diversisporales; Acaulosporaceae.